AUGUCUGUAGACGAGCAUACUUAUGCCCCAUAUGUGAAGCUUGCUGGUGGUGGCAUCUUGAUCUUCGUAGCUCUGAUAUUUGUCCGUCGACGCUGGUUCUCAUCAAUCAGCGAUAUCCCAGGACCAUUCCUCGGCUCGUUUUCUGUCUUAUGGCAAAUUGUGCAUGCUCUCAAAGGUCACACGGAAGAAGAAACAAUUGCCGAACAUAGGAAACAUGGUGACUUCGUCCGCAUUGGAUACAACGAAGUCAGCAUAGGUCAUCCAGAUGCCAUUAAUGAAGUGCUCAAAAGUCAGAUGAACAAGGGAGAUUGGUACAGAAUAUUCUCUCUGCCUGAUUCUCGAUAUGUCAAUCAAAUGUCCGAAGUAGAUGCAAAACGCCAUAUCACAAAGACUAAGAAUGUCGCUCCUGGAUAUGCAUUCUCGAACGUUAUCAAAGCCGAGCCCUACGUCGACGGUGCGCUUCAGGUUUUCGAGAGACAGCUCGACACCCUCUCAGAAGCACACCAGCCAGUGAACUUCGACGAGUGGUUCAACUACCUUGGCUUCGACAUCAUGGGAGAAGUGACCUUCUCCAAGCAAUUCGGUUUCCUUGAACAAGGUCGUGAUAUUGGAAACGCCAUUGCGAACACUCGUGCUCUUGGCAUAUAUGUCGCAAUAAUGGGCCAUUUCUGGUGGGCGCAUGAUUAUCUCCUGGCAAACCCGCUGAUCGGAUAUCUUAACUUGCAGCCCACUAUGCAUAUUUUCGACACUGCGCUUGCAGCGGUUGAUGCUCGGUCUAAAAACGACAAAGUCCGCAAAGACAUGAUUGAAGAGUGGAUAACUAUGCGCAAGAAACAUCCAGAUCGCAUGGAAGAGAAAGAGAUCUUAGCAGCGGCAGUGGCGAAUAUCGGUGCUGGUGCCGAUACUGUCAGUGCUACUCUGCAAGCUUUGUUUUAUAACUUAUUGAGAAAUGAAGACACGCUGAAGCAGUUGAGGGAGGAAAUUGAUACUGCUAACUUGGCGGAGGUCCCAACGCACGAAGAGACGCAGAAAUUGCUUUUCCUGCAAGCUUGCAUAAAAGAGGCUCUUCGUAUCCAUACGCCAGUAGCAUUUGGUCUUCCUCGCGUUGCACCGAAAGGUGGUGUAACCGUACUCGGUCGCCACUUCGAUGAAGGUGUUAUACUCAGCGUCAAUCCCUGGGUGAUACACCGACGUCGCGAGAUCUUUGGAGAGGAUGCAGAUUUGUUCUCACCAACUCGGUGGAUGGAUCCCAUCCGGUCUCGUGAGAUGGAGAAGAGUUUGAUUGCGUUUGGAGCUGGAUAUGGUCAAUGUCCUGGGCGACACUUGGCUCAAAUGGAGUUAUCGAAGACGACGGCAAUGUUGGUGAGAGAUUAUGAGAUAAGGCAGGUGCACAAGGGUGAAUGUUGGAAGUUUGAGACUCAUUUUACAGCUGUGCCGUAUGGCUGGCCAUGCUAUGUAACGAGGCGUCGCAAGCCUUGA
Mollisia scopiformis is the source of this 1479-nucleotide messenger RNA. Its product is annotated as cytochrome P450. The record is from RefSeq and is a predicted model, not a curated record. The transcript is spliced from 3 exons. Bases 1 to 1479 code for a protein of 492 amino acids. NCBI's taxonomy places the organism in Eukaryota, Fungi, Ascomycota, Leotiomycetes, Helotiales, Mollisiaceae. Gene Ontology annotation, molecular function: iron ion binding; monooxygenase activity; oxidoreductase activity, acting on paired donors, with incorporation or reduction of molecular oxygen.